AUUAUUAUUAUAUAGCAUAAACAGUGAACUGGAUUUAAUCCGAGAAUGUCUUCCGCAUCUGUGUUUUAUGAAGUUGCGCAAUUUUCUGUUGAGACUUUCCUGACUGUAACUUCCUGAUACACUUUGUUUCACUUUUCAUUUCUGUAAACUUCCCUGAUUUCGAGGAGAGCACGGAUGUUUUGACAGCGCUGUAUCGUUUAAAAUACAAACACGCACACGGAGAGUGUUUUAAAUACUGUUGUCCUAUGGUUGGUUUCAAGGUUAAAUUAUGGCUGCCUUAGAUGCCUCUAGAAAUAUACAAGAAGCGGAGGAUGCAGCUCAAAUGCUCAGUGACGCCAUCAACUCUAGAGACAAAGAUGAAGCAACCAAAUACCUGAAUCGACUUCUGGAUCUGAAACUACCAGUGUCUGUCAAAAUAAACCCUGAAGCGUACGCUAAAGACAGCAUCAGGUUGAGAGUAGGAGUGGCGGAUGCUGCAUCAGACGCCUACAUCCCAAUAACAGUGAUGGUACCAGUUUACAUGACAAUCUCAGAACUGAAAGAAAAGAUCAAUCGUGACUAUGACUUCCACCCGGCCCUCCAGCGUUGGGUGAUCGGGAAGCGUCUGGCCCAGGACAAGGACACCUUGUAUCAUUACGGGGUCAGAAACCACGACGAUUCUGCCUUCCUCUUCAUCCUUACUGCCCAGGCUGCCAAUCUGAGCCGGGAGCAAGAGAGAAAAGAGAAAGAGGACAAACGGAUUGAUGAUAUAAUCGAGAUCAUUGAGCGUCCACCUCAUCGGCCACCAGAGCUCAUCGCCAGAGGAGCCUGUCGCCCUCCUCUACCUCCCAAACCUCAGCUGGUUGGUUGGUCAUGUCCUGACUGCACGUUUCUGAACAAACCGACACGUCCGGGAUGUGAGAUGUGCAGCACAGCGAGACCUGACAACUAUAAAGUGCCUGACAUAUACCAGCCGGACGAGGCAGAAACCAGGAGACUCCAGCAGGAGGAACUCGCCAGCCUGCAGUACGAGCAGUCUGUUAAGGAUGAACGGGAGAGGAAUUUCCAAGAACUCCUGGAAACGGAUUCCCGCAGUCUGGUGGAGAACAUAGAUGAGCUGGAUUGUGCCAUCUGCUUUUGCACCAUCAUGCCAGGAGAGGGCGCCGUGCUGAGAGAGUGCCUGCAUAGCUUCUGCAGGGAAUGUCUGAAGGAAACGGUUCUGAACUGCACGGAUGCAGAAGUGGCAUGUCCUUAUAGAGACGAUGCUUAUUCCUGUAACUGCAAACUUCAAGAUAGAGAAAUCAGAUCACUUCUAUCUCAGGACGAGUACCAGAAGUUUCUAGAACUGAGGCUGAACAUCGCAGAGUCCCGCAGUGAGAACAGUUACCACUGUAAGACGCCCGACUGCGCCGGCUGGUGCAUCUUCGAAGAUGACGUGAACGAAUUCACAUGUGACAUCUGCAACGAGACCAACUGCCUCCUCUGCAAGGCUAUUCACAAGGGAAUGAACUGCAAGGAGUACCAGGACGACCUCCGUAUUCGAGCGCAGAAUGACGACGCAGCCCGACAGACCACAGAGAUGCUGGAUCAACUCCUGAACAACGGCGAGGCAAUGAACUGUCCCAAAUGUCAGGUGAUCGUCCAGAAGAAGGACGGCUGUGACUGGAUCUGCUGUCUUAUGUGUAAGACCGAGAUCUGCUGGGUGACCAAACAAGCCCGAUGGGGACCUCAGGGUGCUGGAGACACAUCAGGUGGUUGCAGAUGUCGAGUCAACGGAGUCCUCUGCCAUCCACGCUGCCAGAACUGCCACUGAACACAAGCAAAAACCUGCGCUACAGCAAAAAAACACUUAUAACCCCUUAAAAUAAUCCAGGUGGAUUAUUUUAGCUGAUGUGCUACAUACAGUUUGCGAUUAUAGCUUUAAUACAUUCGUUAAGUCAUAUCACUGGCACAUUAAUCCAGAUACCUGUAUUUAAUUGAUAUGUUCUAUGACUAAAUAUUCAGAACAUGUUUACAAAAUUAAAAUAUUUGAAGUUUCAUGGGAUAGUAUAAACUGAUGAAAAAGGGACAUUUUUAAAAUAUACGUGAAACGGUCUUAAUUCACUACCAUUUUCUGGCAAACUGAUGAUGUGGGACUUUGUGCAAUGAUAUAGUAAGAUGAAAGCAUUAUUGUGCUUAAAUCUUUAUUUCUUUUAAGGCCGUUUUUGUUUAGAAUCCAAAGAUUUUUUUUUGUAAGAUCAUAGCAAAAUAUGCAAUAUGGAACAAUGAAGAAACAACAGAAGAAAACAGCAUAUUCAGGAUUAAUUUAAAUGCAGAAAAAAUGCAAUAGUUUGUAAUCAAAUUAUCAGUUGUGCCUUUUAUGAUGUAUUAAAAAAUGCUUAAUUAUUGUAAUUACUGGUAUAUCAAAAUUUUUAAAAAUUACAUAUUUUCUUAUAUUCCAUUUUUUAUACAUGCUGAUGCAUUUUCAGUACGUGGAUGAUAAUAUUGUUUGUUUACAGUAUUUUAUGAUUCAAUAAAGCUGGUAUACAAAAAUGGUGCUAAUGCAAAUUAUUUUAAAUAAAAUUAAAUAAAUCACCUUUAAAGUCCUCAAUGUAAAUAAUUCACCAAUAAAAACCAAUGCAGAAUUGAUCUUUUCUUUUUAUUUAAACAUAUUUAGCAACAUGGUCAACUGUGACACAUUAACUUCAGCGAACCAGAGACAAUCUCUCAAAGUGCAAAAAAUAAGCAAGAAGCGUGUUCUUUAGUGCAAAAUUAAUGCAAAAUAAAAGCAUAAACAGUACUUGCAUGGAUGGCAACGAGUUAUUUAAAUAAAUCAUGAUUUAAGGAUAUUUUCAACCAAGCAGUGUUAGAAUCCUGGAAAAUAUAUCCACUUGAUUGUUACUCUAAGCUUAGAAGAUGAUGUUUAAUGGAAAUGAUCAGCAUUUAAACAAUAAAAAACAAUGUGCCAUGAUUCAACACCAAUCUGGAGUUCAAUUAGAGAAACUACCAAAUUCACGUUCACCGAUUACACAAUCCAGAAUCAAGAAAUCUCAAGUUUGAUCAUCAGCUAAAGUUAUUCAGAAGGGUUUCGAUUCCAGCUGGGAUUCGUGAAAACUGUACUAAGAUCAGCACUUAUCACAAAAAAUACUGUAAUUAAACUGAAAUGUAGUGAAAAAA
Cyprinus carpio (common carp) is the source of this 3135-nucleotide messenger RNA. It is a transcript of the gene rbck1, whose product is annotated as RanBP-type and C3HC4-type zinc finger containing 1. The record is from RefSeq and is a predicted model, not a curated record. Gene Ontology annotation, molecular function: ubiquitin binding; ubiquitin-protein transferase activity. Lineage: Eukaryota; Metazoa; Chordata; Actinopteri; Cypriniformes; Cyprinidae. Gene Ontology annotation, cellular component: LUBAC complex. Gene Ontology annotation, biological process: positive regulation of canonical NF-kappaB signal transduction; proteasome-mediated ubiquitin-dependent protein catabolic process; protein linear polyubiquitination.